AUGUCGAACCCUGACGAUCUAGAUGAUGGACUAAUAUACGACUACAGUUCGAGCGGAGAACAAGCAGAAGAAGAUGACAGUACAGUUAUAUUACCACAAGAUGAACCAAUGGAGAAAAAUAAUAAUACUGAAAAGAAAAGAACUGCUGUAGACGUUAAGGACGAAAGUUCUAUGUCAAAAAGACAAAAAAAAUUAGCCAAAAGAUCUAAAUUUACAGAGAAAAAAAAAGAAUUACGUGAAUAUGAAAUUAGUAAGAAACAAAACCUUCCUAAAUCUACACCUGAAGAAAUAUCAGAAUAUUUCACAACCUUAAUUGGUGCAAAAAACCCUGAUCUAAGUGCUUUGGAACUAGAAGAAAAAUAUUUAAAAAAGACUGACUUUCUUUCUACUGCAAGAUAUACAAAUGAAAGAACAUUAGAGAAUUUCCCAGAUUUUAUAAAACAAUUUUCCAAGGCACCAAAGACAAUUGUUUUCUCAUUAACUAAUCUGCGUGUGGCCGAUGUCUUUAGAACUUUAAAUACAGAAAGACAAUGCGUCAAGUUAUUUGCUAAGAACAAAUUAAAGGACGAUCAAAAAACGAUUGAUAUGGUAUUUGACAGUAAAAAUAAGAAAUUUUCAAAUAUCAGAUAUUUUGUUUGUACUGCCACAAGAUUAAAUAAAAUUAUUGAAUCUAGUGAUGCAUUUUUCCAAGGUAAAGAUAAAUUAGAUAUCAUCCUUGACGCUAGUUUCCUAGACCCUAAAGAAAACACACUGUUGACAGCAGAUGAUGCGAUUGUGUUAGCUAGUACAUUAAGAACUUUAUUGGAUAAGAAAAGUUCUGUUAAAAUCCUCUUAUAUUAG
This is a messenger RNA of Maudiozyma barnettii, 840 nucleotides long. RefSeq names its product Cms1p (gene CMS1). Gene Ontology annotation, cellular component: nucleus; 90S preribosome. NCBI's taxonomy places the organism in Eukaryota, Fungi, Ascomycota, Saccharomycetes, Saccharomycetales, Saccharomycetaceae. The record is from RefSeq and is a predicted model, not a curated record. The coding region runs from base 1 to 840 and encodes 279 amino acids. The transcript has a single exon.